This is a messenger RNA of Rhodofomes roseus, 1618 nucleotides long. RefSeq lists its product as uncharacterized. The transcript is spliced from 3 exons. NCBI's taxonomy places the organism in Eukaryota, Fungi, Basidiomycota, Agaricomycetes, Polyporales, Fomitopsidaceae. The coding region runs from base 314 to 1510 and encodes 398 amino acids. The record is from RefSeq and is a predicted model, not a curated record.
CUCUAUAUGACGUCAUGUAGCUAAACCCGAUUCUUGAGGACCUCUUCACCCGUCAAGCCUUAGUGCCAACAAUGCAAGACCUAUAUCGAUAAUAGAGGAACGUUCGGCGUGCAUCCUCGCUAGUCAAUGCUUGUCUUCGAAGUACGUCAACAAAAGCCGAUCCAUCAACGAUGCAAACGCCAAACUCCGAACACUGCCGAAAAGCAGGCCAGUGGCAAAGCUCUUGUCUUCUCACUCAGCUAGAAACCUCCCCUCGUCCGCCACAAAAGUCCUCGUGUUGACUUGCCCUCCCGUUUACACUGGCGGCGUGAAGAUGACGAGAGAGCUUGAGCACAAGACAGAGAAGACGCAGGCUAGCUCUGAUGGGGCUUCACCUGCACCGGCGCAGCCUAGACAAUUCCCCCCGGAACUCUGGUCACUCAUCUUCGUGAGCGUGGUCGACCGCGCUACGCUCCUCUCUGCCAGUCUGGCGUGUCGAGUGGCUCACAGGGAAGUCGACCCCUACCUCUACAGAGAGAUUGUUUUCAAAUGCUGGCGAAACCGGUACAUCUGUGCUGUACACGAUACCCUUGAAGCCGCACCGCGCCGUGCCAAUAUGGUGCAGGUGCUGGCGAUCCAAAGUGCCACUGGUCACAUCGAAAGUACGGCUGUCUCCGCGUUAGUGGACAUCUUUCGCAUGGUUCCGAACCUGGAGGGGCUUUCAUUGACCUUGUUUGACGAAACGAACGUCAACACACUGUACCCCGUAUUGGAGCAGCUGAAGACCCCGUGCCCGUUUCGUCUCAACUCCCUCUCUACAAACAUACCACUCCCACAGGCAGCCCUCAGCAUCUACGCCCAGCAGCCAGAGAUCAUCUCUCUCCGUUGGAACGGCUCAGGCCCCCUCGAUCCCGCGUCUCGCAUCCCGUCUACCGCGCUCCCCCGCCUGAAGUGCCUGAGUUGCCUGGCGGGGUACAGGCCUUUCAAUAAGUCCGCGCGCGGCAUCACACAUCUCGAGGUCGGCAUACCUAGCCUACUGCCUAGCAUACUGUCCUCGCCGGAGAUCAACCUGAUCCUGUCCCUGCUCGCGGACACACUCGUCAGCCUUAAGGUUCUCGAGCGCAGGCGGGGGUACGCGCGUAUCAUGCCUGCGAUCUCGCAUAGGAUACCGAAGUGCUUGAGGCACCUUGAAGUGCAUGAACGCGCGAGGCCUCAAAGUACGGCACCUUUGGACCCGUUGUUAAUGUCAUCGCAAACCUACUUCACGCAUCUGUUCCUGGAGCCCGGUUUGACGCUGGAGACUUUCGUCUGGGGAGCGCUGUGGAUGCGCUCUUCUGAGAGCAAUCUGGAGGCAAGCUAUCAAGAGGGGAUUCAGACGUUGGCAGAGGACCUCGCGAUACCGUGUCGAACUCUGCGCCGGUUCAUCCUUUGUGAGAAGAACAAGUCUGUGACGUAUACGCUGCGAAAUGGGAAAGUAGCGGAUCGCGUCGAACUGCCGGGCUUUUCGAAUGACACUUGGGCUAGGGUGUGAAUGGUCUAGGAACCAGCGAAGUAGCAUAGAUUGAUCGUGAGUGUUAUACGCACGAUAUCGCUGCUCACAUCUCUAUGCGCGGUCAUAUCGCAUGUAUGUGAUGUUAUA